This is a messenger RNA of Quercus lobata, 1916 nucleotides long. RefSeq names its product Mitochondrial substrate carrier family protein (gene SHS1). NCBI's taxonomy places the organism in Eukaryota, Viridiplantae, Streptophyta, Magnoliopsida, Fagales, Fagaceae. Bases 469 to 1665 code for a protein of 398 amino acids. The transcript has 3 exons. The record is from RefSeq and is a predicted model, not a curated record. Gene Ontology annotation, biological process: transmembrane transport.
UAAAAGCAACCUAAAACGACACUCUUCUUCUAUAGGCUAUAAUAAUAUAUAAAAACCUAAUAACAUUAACACAAAACAGAGAGAGAGAGAGAGACACAGUUUUCAUCACUCACCUACCCUCUCUCUCUCUACUUGUUUGUUCUAGUUUUUCCUCCUACCUGAGACUUUGAUUUCCCUUCCAUCUCACUCUCCCUUUCUCUCUUUUUCUUUGUCUCCAAACCAAUAACAUAACCCAUUUCUUCAAAAAUCCUCUUUCAUUGCUUUAUACCCUUUUUGUUUUUAUCAAUUUCUCUCUCAAAAUUGAGAAAAAAAAAAAAAUGGAAUUUUUGAAUACCCAUUUGGCCAAAAUCGAAUCUUUCCCUGCUAGCAAACGCUUAAGCUCAUGAAAACAAUGGCUUUAGCUGCUGCUGUUGGUUACUAAACCCCAGACAAAAAAGGCAAAGCAAACCAACAAUUUUCUGAUUAUAAAUGGGUAGGAAGAAAGGAAUCCAACUGUUUGAUGAUAAACGAGAUGGGUUUUUCUCUGUUUGUGAUUUGGGUUCUCCAAGUCCAUGGAAUCUCCAAGAUGGGUCUACUUAUUUUCACCCAGGAGGCUUAUUCGCCAGCGUUGGUCAGGUCGGAAUGGGUUUCGGCGUUUCGCCGAAUCCAUCGGAUUCCCGAGACAAUGGCGGCGUGAAAGUGCCGCACAGUGAUAUGUACGCCAAGUACAUGUCAUCCAUUGAAGGAUUUCGGAUUGUCAAGGAAGAGGUGGUGGAGCUUGAGAAGAAUAAGAAGAAGGGUGGCCUCAAAUUGAAAGUUAAGGUGUCAAACCCUUCACUUAGGCGGUUGAUAAGUGGCGCUAUAGCUGGGGCAAUAUCGAGGACCGCCGUGGCGCCAUUGGAGACUAUAAGGACUCAUUUGAUGGUGGGGAGUAGUGGACAUUCUACUACUGAGGUGUUCAAUGAUAUUAUAAAGACUGAUGGGUGGCAGGGUUUGUUUAGGGGUAAUUUGGUUAAUGUCAUUCGGGUUGCGCCUAGCAAGGCCAUAGAGCUUUUUGCUUAUGAUACAGUCAACAAGAACUUGUCACCCAAACCUGGGGAACAGCCCAAACUGCCAAUUCCUGCAUCAUUAGUUGCUGGAGCCUGUGCUGGAGUUAGCUCAACUAUAUGCACAUAUCCUCUUGAGUUACUCAAGACCCGACUGACCAUAGAGAGGGGUGUUUACAAUGGUCUAUUUGAUGCAUUUUUAAAAAUAGUGAGAGAGGAGGGGCCUGCAGAACUGUACAGAGGCCUUACACCUAGUCUUAUCGGGGUAAUUCCAUAUGCUGCCACCAAUUACUAUGCCUAUGACACACUAAGGAAAGCCUAUCGUAAAAUUUUCAAGCAAGAGAAGAUUGGGAACAUUGAAACCCUUUUAAUUGGGUCAGCUGCUGGGGCUAUUUCGAGUAGCGCAACUUUCCCACUUGAGGUGGCUCGCAAGCACAUGCAGGUAGGGGCUCUCAGUGGAAGACAGGUAUACAAGAAUGUCCUCCAUGCACUUGCAAGCAUACUUGAGCAAGAAGGGAUCCAAGGUUUGUAUAGAGGGCUUGGUCCUAGCUGCAUGAAACUGGUUCCUGCCGCUGGGAUUUCUUUCAUGUGCUACGAAGCAUGCAAGAGGAUACUGGUAGAGGAUAACGAGGAAGCAUAGGAGUUUUUUCUGAAAGUAGCGAAAAUUCUCACUUUAUUUCUCUCUUGGAACAAAGGAGGAAGAGAAGAACCGACACAGGCUUUUUUUUUUUAUUUUUAAUACACUGGGUUAAAUUAUCUUGUGUUUUUAUUUUUUCUCCAAUUGGUUUUUGUUUGCUACUCAGUUCAGGGAGCCUUGUUUGUGUGAGGUUAGAACUGAUGUUUUUGGAAGUCAUUUUAAAUGGAAUUGGUUUUCCUUUUCAGAGGUUACAA